Molecule: messenger RNA, 3342 nt
Organism: Chlorella variabilis
Lineage: Eukaryota; Viridiplantae; Chlorophyta; Trebouxiophyceae; Chlorellales; Chlorellaceae
Exons: 16
Coding region: 1-3342 (1113 amino acids)
Source: RefSeq, a predicted model, not a curated record
AUGGACUUUGACGACGAUCUGGACAGCCUGCUGGACCUGGAGAAUGAGAUAGCGGAGGAGGGGACCCACAAGCGCAGCCUGGCAGACCUGCAGUCCCAGCAGGAUGCCGCGCGCUGCCUGGCAGACCCGCCUGGCGGCAAGCGGGCCCGGGUGGACGGCAGCGCCGCCCCACCCCAGCCUCGCCCGCUGCCUGCCGACGACCUAGAUGAUGAGCUGCUGGCACUGGCGGCGGCAGGGCAGCCCUCGCCGCAGCACACGCUCAACACGUACCGGGCCAUGGGGGAAACCGAGGAGCAGGGCCUGCUGCUGGCGCUGGCCGCCGACUCCCAGCCCUCCAUGGCACCACGCCGCGGCGGCGCCAGCUACCGCGCAUUCACCACCACCACUGGCCUCACGAUGGGGGCCACGGAAGAGCAGCAGCAGCUGCUGGCGCUGGCCGCACCCACGCAGCCCUCGCAGUCGCAGGGCGGCGGCGGCGCCAGCGUGGCGGUGGUGCGCCCCCCAGCAGCUACCAGCACUCGCGGCGCCGGUGGUGGCGCCGACGAUGAUGAUUUUGAUCUGGAUGAGCUGCUGGAUGAGCUGCUGGAUGAGGAGCUGCAGGAGCAGGCGGCGGCGCGUGGCGGCGGCGGUGGCGACGCCAGCGCAAACGCCGGCGGCGGCGCCCAGCCAGGCGCGGCAGCGGCGGCGGUAGGCUCGGGGCAGCCGCCGGCAGCGGGGGCGGGGGCGGCAGGCGGGGCGCAGGCGGCGGAGCCCGAGUUCUUGCUGCCUGCGCGGCAGUAUGUACCGCCUGCCAGGGAGGUGUACCGCAUCAGCGGCGCCAGCCUGGCCGUCACCGCUGAGAACGGGGAGCGGGUGUACUGCCAGCUGGAAGCGCCACAGCCGCCGUGCUCCACCGUCGGCACCACGCGCAGCAGGAGCCUAGAUGUGGCGGGCCUGCUGCGGCGCGCCCGCGGCGGCCUGCUGUCAGACCCCAUCUCAACUCUGCUGGCGGCCGUGGAGCAAGACCAGUACGACCGCGCCGUGGCAGAGACCGCCGCGGCGGCAGCCACGGCCUCGGCCGCUGCCGCCGCCGCCGCGCAGCACCAGCCGCGCACGCCCGGCGGGCGGCGGGGGGAGCGCGGCGGGAGCGGCGGCGCCGCGGGGCGCUCCUCUGCUGCGCUGUGGGUGAAGAAGUAUGCUCCCAAGGGCUACAUCGACCUGCUGAGCGACGAGCAGAUCAACAGGGAGGUGGUGCGCUGGCUCAAGGGCUGGGACCCGUGCGUGUUUGGCACCGCGGCGCCGCCCCAGCGUGCGCAGCAGCGCCGCGACGGCUUCCCCUCCCGCCUCGCCGCGCACGGCGGCGCCGGCCAGCAGCAGCCGGGGCAGGGGGGCGGCGGGGGCGCCGCCGACCCGCUGGGGCGACCCGAGCAUAAGAUCAUCCUCAUCGCCGGCCCGCCAGGUAGCGUGAUGGGUCAGCGGCGGCCCAACUGCGUGAUCGUCGACGAGAUCGACGGCGCCAGCGGCGGGGCGGAGGGGCGCAGCGGCAUCGCAGCCCUGCUCAAGAUAGUGGCCGCCACCGGGGCAAAGGGCAAGGCCGGCAAGCAGGGAAGCGGCGGCGGCGGCGGCAGGCCCCAGCAGCAGCCGCACUCCGCAGCCAGCGGCGGCGACUCUGACAGCGAGAGUGAGGGAGAGGAGGCGGGCGAGGAGGCGGGCCGCGGGGCCGCGGGGCAGCGCGGCGGCGGCGGCGGCGGCAGCGGCGGCGGCAGGCGGGGGGGCGGCGCGGCGCGGCCUGCACGGCUGCGCCCGCUCAUGCGCCCCAUCAUCUGCAUCUGCAACGAUCUGUACGCCCCCGCGCUGCGCCCGCUGCGCGACGUGGCGCGCGUCUUCCACUUCAAGAAGCCGCAGGCCGAGCGGCUGGCCCAGCGGCUGCGCUCCAUCUGCGCGGCGGAGGGCCUGGCGUGCGAGAAGUCCACGCUGCGCCUGCUGGUGGAGCGCACCGAGUGCGACAUACGCUCCUGCCUCAACACGCUGCAGGCGCGUGGCGGUUUCCUGGCCAAGAAGCAGUCGGUGGUGCGGCAGGCAGACCUGCAGGGGCUGCGGGUGGGGCACAAGGACAUGACCAAGGGCGCCUUUGCGGUGUGGACCGAGCUGCUGCAGAAGAAGAAGAGCCCCGGCAUCAUCGGCAGGAUGGCGGAGGGCGAGGCGCAGCGCGUGGCGCGGCUGUACGGCGCGCUGCAGGACUUUGGGGAGGGAGACCUGGUGGUGGGGGGCAUGCACGAGAAUGUGCUGGGGCUGCGCUACUUUGACAUGGCCCUGCAGCGCACCUCGGCCGUGCUCAACCAGCUGGGCGACGCCGACGCCUUCCUGCGCGCCUGCCACCGCCGCGGCGAGUUUGCUCUGCUCAAGUACGUGCCCGCCCCGCUGCUGCUGGUCAGCGGCGUGGUGGCGGGGCCGGACAGGCCGCAGCUGCAGUGGCCCCGCGCCGCGUUCGACUGCCAACGGCGCGCGGCCGCCAACGCCGCCACCCUGCAGAGCUGGAUGCUGGGCAUGUCGCCAGCCGCCUGCGCCGCCACCAGCCGCCGCAGCAUGGUGCUGGAGGUGCUCCCCGCCCUCAUGCACAUCGCAGCCCCCGCGCUGCGCCCCGUCUCCCUGCACCUCUACUCCCCUGCUGAGCAGGAGGUCAUGAGGCAGCUGGUAGACACCCUGCUGGGGUACAACCUGCGGUACUGCCUGGACCCAGCCGCCGAGGAGGCGGAGGAGGCGGCGGCCGCGGCGGCGGCCCAGCUGCAGCAGCCCGCGGGCGGCGGCGAGGCGGAGGGCGGGCAGCGGCAGGGCGUGCGCGGCGGCCGCGCGGAGCCGCCGCUGCGCUUCCGCCCAGCGGUGCACUGCGCUUGCCUCUUCCCUGGCAUGCCACCCAAGGGCAAGCUGCUGCCGGCAGCGGUGCGGCAGACAAUCAGCCACGAGGCAGACAUGGAGGCGAUUCGGCGGGCCGAGGCGUCGCGGCGCAGCGUCCACGGCGGCGGCGGCGGCGGCGGCGGCGGCAGCGAGGCGGCGCCGCCGCUGGCAGACGCCAACUGCGGCCCGCCGCGGGCGGCGGGAGUGGUGCCGCUGACCCUUGCCGAACGCAUGAAGGCGGCGGGCACGGCGGCCAGCGUGGCGCGGCGCCAGGCGGCGGCGCCCCCCCGCGGCACCUGGCUGGACGCGCUCAAGGAGCGCCGGGGCGCGCGGGGCGGCGGUGGCGGCGGCGAAGAGGGCGGGGCCGCGGGCGGGCGCCACCACAAGUUCCCAGUGCUGUACAGGUUCCACGAGGGGUACACCAAUGCAGUGAAGCGCCCGGUUCUGAUGCGGGACCUGCUGGGCUGA